GACGUUUCUCACCUGCCAUCGGGCGCUGACAUUUUCGCAUUUUCGUGGUGGCAAAAGCGUUCGAUUUUGGUGGGUUUGCUUGCAAAAAGUGAAAAAAAUCAUUGUGCAAAAGUGUCGAAGAUCCCCUCUGCCUAGACAUAUUUCGCUUCAGCUAGUUCCGGAACAGUUUCGUCAGCAUGCCACGAGGAAAAUACGUCAACCACAAGGGACGCAAUCGUAACUUUACGAGCCCCGAACAGCUCGAGGAGGAGCGCAAAAACGAGGAGAAGAAAAAGUGGAGGAAAACUCAGGAAGCGUCCUCGUCCGACGACGAAGACGAGGAGCAGGAGGGAAGCGAGAAGGGCAGCGAUGACGAGUCGAGCGAAUCGGAGGAGGAAGCCAAGGGUGCCAGCUCGGUGAUCGAGAUCCAGAAUCCGAACCGGGUGCAGAAGAAGGCCUUCCAGAAGGUGGAGGAGGUGGACGAGGAGGAGAAGCCGCAGCUGUCGCGCAAGGAGCGGGAACAGAUCGAAAAGCAGAAGGCCCACGCCGCGUACCAGAAGCGACACGCCGAGGGCAAAACGGCACAGGCCAAGGCCGAUCUGGCCCGGUUAGCGAUCAUCAAGCAGCACCGGGCGGAGGCGGCCGCGCGUCGUGAAGCCGAGAAGAAAGCGAAAGAUGAUAAGAAAUGAAGUGUUGUUCUCUGCCCAGCGCCCGGAAGCAUAAAAUAACCCACUGAAAACACACGGAACACAGAAGUUAUAACCUGAAUGUCGUAAAUAAUAAAUCUAACAGGCGGGCGUCACGUCGUCGUCUUCGUCACUGCGAUAAGUUUUCUUUUGAUAUGAUUCAAAUUUUUACUACAAAACAACACUGCGCUGUCUUGGUUCGUGAGCGGAGCGCGACCUACCGAAGAAUAUCGCUAAUAGUUAUUCGUAAUUCGUGCAGGUCAAACUCUGCUCCAGCAAACUAGAAUAAUGAGAGAGAUAGUAACGAUGGGAGAACCAAUUGAAAACAAAUGAAAUUGUACGUGUUUGAGAUAUUAGUCCAAAUCAUAAAGAAACAAAACAAACAACUCUACUCUAGCAAGCUAAAAUCUUAAAAACUGCAAUCUAACAAAGUGAAGAAGUAAACAUAUUUGAAGCCACUGUGAAUGUAAUUCGGAUCGUUGAAUAAACACGGAUAGUUCUGUAUAAA
Molecule: messenger RNA, 1173 nt
Organism: Culex pipiens pallens (northern house mosquito)
Lineage: Eukaryota; Metazoa; Arthropoda; Insecta; Diptera; Culicidae
Product: 28 kDa heat- and acid-stable phosphoprotein
Exons: 4
Coding region: 177-668 (163 amino acids)
Cellular component (GO): cytosol
Molecular function (GO): RNA binding
Source: RefSeq, a predicted model, not a curated record